Messenger RNA from Salvelinus sp. IW2-2015, 2724 nucleotides. Lineage: Eukaryota; Metazoa; Chordata; Actinopteri; Salmoniformes; Salmonidae. The record is from RefSeq and is a predicted model, not a curated record.
AUGGCGGGCAGCCCGAGAAGAGUGUCUCGGCGCAGGAGUGGAAGGAGCAGGGCAACCGCCUCUUCCUCAGCCGCAACCCUGGCCGACUGCAAGCAGGCGCUGGAGCUGGACCCCCAGUCAGUCAAGGCCCUCUUCUUCCUGGGUCAGUGUCACCUGGAGAUGGAGAACUACGACGAAGCCAUCGGCAACCUACAGAGAGCAUAUAACCUGGCGAAAGAGCAACGGUUGAACUUUGGCGACGACAUUCCCAGUGCCCUCCGGAUAGCCAAGAAGAAGCGCUGGAACAGCAUCGAGGAGAAGCGCAUUAACCAGGAGAACGAGCUGCACGCCUAUCUCACCAAACUCAUCCUGGCWGAGAAGGAGAGGGAACUGGAUGACAGCAGAGAGGAACAAGACGCCAAGUCGGAGGAAUGCAGAAGUCGACACGACCUCACUAAGUUCCACUCCAAACACGACAAGCACCUGUCAGACAUGGAGGAGCUCUUCUCUCAGCUGGAUGAGAAGAGGAAGAAGAGGGAGAUCCCAGACUACCUGUGUGGAAAGAUCAGCUUUGAYUUGAUGAGGGAGCCCUGCAUUACACCCAGUGGGAUCACUUAUGACCGCAAAGACAUUGAGGAGCACCUACAGCGAGUGGGCCAUUUUGACCCGGUGACACGCAGCCCUCUGACUCAAGACCAGCUGAUCCCUAAUCUGGCCAUGAAAGAGGUCAUCGAUGCUUUCAUCAUGGAGAAUGGAUGGGUGGAGGACUACUGAAGGAGGGAGGGAGGGAGGGAGAGUAGGAAUCAUCAUUCCAAAAGAGAACCAGACAUAAAAAGACCACAACAAACCAAACAAGUAUGAUCUACAUUUUAAAGCCGAGGCCACACACAGAGUGACAUACCUUCACUAGGACUGAGACUACACCACAGACUGACAUACCUUCACUAGGACUGAGACUACACCACAGAUUGACAUACCUUCACUAGGACUGAGACUACACCACAGACUGACAUACCUUCACUAGGACUGAGACUACACCCACAGACUGACAUACCUUCACUAGGGUGGACUACACCACAGACUGACAUACCUUCACUAGGACUGAGACUACACCACAGACUGACAUACCUUCACUAGGACUGAGACUACACCACAGACUGAUACUAGGACUGCCAUUAAAUCUCCUGUUGAUCUAUACARCUCUCUCMCUGUUUCCAUCCUUGUCCUUURCCCCCCUUUUCUUUUAUUGUGUCUCUCAGCUGCUCAUACUAGUCAGACCCAACAAUCAGGACACGCUACCAAACAUUGCACCGAAUCAGAGCACAUCAUCCAACAACAGGACCCAAUCAGAAUAUAGUACCCAACACCUUGGGCCAAUCGCUUGAACGUUACACUCAGAACAACCAAUCACAUUGCAGACUCCUAAACCCAGCGGCCCAAUCACAUCCUAGACCUCGAGUCUACAAGUGCAGCGAUUGACKAAUCAGGGCUAAAUGUACUCUACUUGUGGUGAUGCUCCACAACUUGUCUUCUAUUUUAAAUCUCCUUUUCUAUGGGGAAGAGGACUGUCUGAGGCYCCGCCAUGUUUUCGCCACUCUCCCAUUCUAGUCCUCUUGAGUGGCUUGUAGAUGGUCCAAUGUAGUCCUCUUGAGUGAUGGGCCYAUUUGAAACCCAACCUGAUCUCUUACCACCACAAUGCAGCACUUCUCUAUAUCCUCUUGGAGGGCUGAAAAGACUGUAUAAGCAUGAGUUGUAUAAUUUAGAAAGAAACCCUCGCCCUCAUCUUCAGUGUUUUGCAGUAUGUAGGGAAGCAAUAUGUGUAACCAAUAUGAUGGAAGGGUCCGGGAAGAGCAUUCAAGGCUUUGCGCAAAGGGUUAUUGUUUGACCAAGGACGUCUCUAAUUUUGGCUAGCUGAGUUUCCACUCAUCUGGCUCAUACAGAGCUGAGCGUUAAUGAAUGGGGAAGUGCGUAGCAGUAGGGGUCAGGGUUGGGGUCAAUUAAUUAAACCCAAUUCCACAUUUUCUUUGAAAAGAUUGGUUUAAAAUUGUGUGAGUCACAGGUGUGUUUUUGAUGGCUGUGUUUAAUUGUAAUGUGUUUUCUCUGGUUUACAUGUCACUGAAUGUUUUCAGGUGGUGUCCUGUGUGCCUCAAGUGGAGCUUGAAGUAGAAUAUGGAAGUCAGMCAUCUGAUUGGCUUUGAGAAGGGCUGUCUUCUCUUCAGUAUAACUUACUGCUCGUGGUCUCUUUUGUUUUAAUGAUUCCACGUUUAGAGCCUUAGUCCAAUGGCUGCAAAGCAUGGUUGGGGUCYAUGACAUUUUUCAAGUGACGAUUUUAGAAUGCAAAUUCAUGGAUAAAAAAUAAAGGGGUCAUUUUCAAUUCGACCCCUCAACCCUGCUGCAAACAGAUAAUCAGUUUCCUCUUCUCAUCAUUUCAGAAAUCAUACAUUCCUCUCAGCCAUACGAACCUGUUUGACUUACCAACUGAAAAUGAUUGAAUGUGAAAUGAACCUGUAUAUUCCUACCCUCUGCUGGAUAUGAGGAUGCACAGUUUUGUUGUGUUAGUCUGUCAUGUGUAUCAAUAUUAUGUGUACAUGUAGGGGUGGGGACAUUCUCCCCCUAGGCCCUGAUUCCUCCUAAGAGAGGGGUGGGAACAGUCAAGUUUCUCUGGAGCCUCAUUGGGGCUGUGAAUGUUCUUUAUUUCACUGUCGUGCUGUUAUGUCUACCAGUGUUCCAAUAAAGGCUACAACA